Vombatus ursinus (common wombat) is the source of this 1413-nucleotide messenger RNA. RefSeq names its product mucin-5AC-like. The record is from RefSeq and is a predicted model, not a curated record. The transcript has a single exon. Lineage: Eukaryota; Metazoa; Chordata; Mammalia; Diprotodontia; Vombatidae. The annotation marks the transcript as partial.
CUUCCCCAACAGAAUUGCCAACAGUUGCCCCAACAGCUGGCCCAAAAGCAGCCCCAACUGAAGCACCAACAGCUGCCCCAACAGAGGCACCUACAACAGCCACAACUGAAGCACCAACAGCUGCCCCAACAGCUGCCCCAACGAAGGCAACAACAGCUGCCCCAACUGAAGCACCAACAGCUGCCCCAACAUAAGCAACAACAACUGCCCCAACGAAGACAACAACAGCUGCCCCAUCAGAGGCACCUACAACAGCCACAACUGAAGCAGCAACAGCUGCCCCAAUAGAGACGCCAACAGCUGCCCCAACAGAGGUGCCAGCAGCUGCCCCAACACCUGCCCCAUCAGAGGCACCUACAACAGUCCCAACUGAAGCACCAACAGAUGCCCCAACAGAGGUGGCAACUCCUGCCCCAAUGGAGGUGCCAACAGCUGCACCAACAGCCUCCCCAUCAGAGGCACCAACAAUUGCCACAACAGAGUUGCCAACAGCUGCCCCAACAGAAUUGCCAACAGCUGCCCCAACAGCAGCACCAACUGAAGCACCAACAGCUGCCCCAACAGAGGCACCAACAUCUACCGCAACAGAGGCUCCAACAGCUGCCCCAACAGAGGUGCCAACAACUGCCCCAACAGAGGUGCCAACAGCUGCUCCAAGAGAUGCCCCAUCAGAGGCACCUACAACAGCCCCAACUGAAGAACCAACAGCUGCCCCAACAGAGGCACGAACAGAGAUACCAACAGAGGCACCAACAGCUUCCCCAACAGAAUUGCCAACAGUUGCCCCAUCAGCUGGCCCAAAAGCAGCCCCAACUGAAGCACCAACAGCUGCCCCAACAGAGGCACCAAGAGAGGCACCAACAGCAGCCCCAACAGAGGCACCUACAACAGCCCCAACUGAAGCACCAACAGCUGCCCCAACAGAGGCGCCAACAGCUGCCCCAAUAGAGGUGACAAGAGGUGCCCCAACAGAGGUGCCAACAGCUGCCCCAACACCUGCUCCAUCAGAGGCACCUACAACAGCCACAACUGAAGCACCUACAGCUGCCCCAACAGAGGUGCCAACAGCUGCCCCAACAGCUGCCCCAUCUGAGGCACCUACAACAGCCCCAACUGAAGCACCAACAACUGCCCCAACAGAGGCACCAACAGGUGCCCCAACACAUGCGCCAACAGCUGCCCCAACAGAGGUGCCAACAGCUACCCCAACAGAGGCACCAACAGCUACCACAACAGAGUUGCCAACAGCUGCCUCAACAGAGGCGCCAACAGUUGCCCCAACAGAGGCACCAAGAGUUGCCCCAACAGAGUUGCCAACAGUUGCCCCAACAGAAUUGCCAACAGCUGCCCCAACAGCAGCACCAACUGAAGCACCAACAGCUGCCCCAACAGAGGCACCAACAGCUGCCCCAA